Molecule: messenger RNA, 2831 nt
Organism: Homarus americanus (American lobster)
Lineage: Eukaryota; Metazoa; Arthropoda; Malacostraca; Decapoda; Nephropidae
Product: probable cytosolic oligopeptidase A
Exons: 14
Coding region: 42-2255 (737 amino acids)
Biological process (GO): proteolysis; peptide metabolic process
Molecular function (GO): metalloendopeptidase activity
Source: RefSeq, a predicted model, not a curated record
GUAGAGGUAAACAGUUUAAAAAAAUCAUUGUUUUACGUCACAUGUUGGUGAACCUCUCUUGCCUAACAGCCAUGGCCGGGGUGUUUAUCAAAAGUAAUUUGUUAAGAGUUUCUUCAGCAGCUAUUAGGUUCAGGCCAAAGACCACAUACGUUGUCUUGCUUCCAGAAAAUCCAGUAGACACUCCAGAGGACAAUGUGUUGCUCCGUACAGAUGGGUUACCUCAAUUUGAUCAACUCACACCUGAAAAAUGUUGGUCUGGGAUUGGCAAGCUCGCUUUAGAGUAUGAAUCCAGAGUCUGGGCUGUCGAAGAGAAGGCACGGAAUCCAAAGGAGCCAAAAACAUUUGAUAAUAUUGUAGGAGAGCUGGACCAGUUAGAGUCUCCGCUGAACACUGCUUGGAGUAAUGUAAAAACUCUUUACACAGUUAAAAAUCAUGAAAUGAAUACCACUGCCUAUCUUAAGAUUCACGAGAGAGCAAGAAAAGCCCGAGUACACAAGUUUCAAAGUUUUCCAAUCUAUGAGGCAUGCAAGGAAAUAUACGUCUCGGACAAAAACUUGAAUGAGGCCCAGAGGCGAGUUGUACGUAAAUUCCUCCUUGAAGCACGGCUUAAUGGAAUUGAACUUUCUCCUGACAAAGCUGCAAUUUUUACAACAAUGCUCACAAAGUUAGAGGGGGAAAAAUCUGUCUUCAAGAAAAAAGUUAUUGAAUCUACCAACAGAUUUUCAUAUAACAUACAAGAUCCCAACAUCGUGAAAGAUUUUCCAGAUACUUUGUUGAAGAAUAUGGCAGUUGAGCGGUCUCGUUAUAAGCAGGGUCCAUGGGUCAUCACACUUCAGCCACACGUGUAUAGCAGUUUCUUGGAACAUUGCCCAUUGACUGACCUGCGUCGUAAUACUUAUCGGGCGUGUAACAUGAGGGCUUCAAACCACAUAUCCAAAGACCUUAGUAACAGCAUUCAUAUUGAAGAAAUUAGGUCUCUCAGGGGGGAACAAGCACGUCUUCUUGGAUAUGAAAACUUUACUCAAAUGUCCAUGGAGACCAAAAUGGCUGGAAGUGUGGAGAAUGUUCUGUCAAUGAUCACAAGUUUAUUAGCAAAAGCAAAACAGGCCCAAAAGAAGGAAAUUGCCUCACUACAGGAGUUUGCUGAAGUUAGAGGGUUUGAUCUACAGUUGGAGGCCUGGGAUGUGGACUAUUGGAGGCGAAAACAGAAACGUCAUUUAUACAGCUAUGAUGAAAUGCAUCUUCAGGAGUAUUUCCCCUUUGAGCAUGUCUUUGUCAGCCUUUUGGAAUUGUGCUCAGAACUCUUUGGCAUUUCCUUUGAGGAGAUACCUGGUGAUCAAGUAUCCAAGUGGCACCCAGAUGUUCGCUUCUUCAACAUCUUAGACAACUCAGGAGACUAUCUCUCAUCAUUUUAUUUAGAUCCUUACCAGAGACCAGGUGAAAAGCUACAAACUCGGCUGGAUUCUGCCUGGAGUUUAGGCUGUCGCAGUCGAUCAGAUAUUGCUGGAACUUUGCCAAUUGCUAAUUUGGUGUUCAACUUUACACCACCUGUCUCAGAGGAACAAUCAACAUUACUUAGCUUUCCUGAAGUCACCCUUCUGUUUCAGAAAUUUGGAAGUGCACUUCAGCACCUUCUAACUACAGUACCAUACAGUGAAGCCUCUGGAUUGACUAACAUUGAGUGGGAUGCUAUAGAAGUGUGCUCUUAUUUCAUGCAGAACUGGUUAUAUGAACCUGAAAUACUGCAUCGUAUCAGUCACCAUUAUGAGUCUGGUCUACCAUUAAGUGGGUCGAGCAUCCAAGAACUUAUUGCUAGCCAGAAUCACAUGGCAGGUUUUGAUCUCUGCUCUGAAUUGUAUCUUGCUCAUCUCGACAUACAACUCCAUACAAGCAAGGAUUAUUGGUUGGACACUGUUCGGGAAUUGUGGGCAAUAUACCGGCCAUUCGUACUGGAUAAAUAUGAUGCACAUCUUUGCUCCAACACGGCAAUUAUGGCAGAUGUGUGGGCAGCUGCAUAUUAUUCUCACCUGUGGUCGCGAAUGAUUGCAGCUGAUGCUUUCCAAGCUUUUAAAGAUUCAAAUGAAGAUAUCACAGAAGUGGGUUCAAGGUUCCGCUCAACAUUCCUAUCCCUGGGAGGAGGUUGUCAUCCAAGUGAAGUGUUCCGCAGCUUCAGAGGUCGGGACCCAUCCCCUGAUGCUCUCCAUGUUCUUUGUGGUCUUAGCCAACCAAAACAGAAACUGCCACAGAGUAACUAGGUCCAUUCACAAUGUGGUAUUAAUGGAUCUCUUUGAUGGAUAUUACAGUGUUCCUAUUGAAAGUCCAAUUUUUUAUUGUGUUAUUUUAGUUGACAUACAGGUAUGUCCUUUUUGGCAUAAUAGUAAAAGAACAUUUUUAAUGUAACGAUUGUAAAUGAGAAGGUGCAUACAGUAGUUUGUAGUUCACUGUAUCCUUUGUAAGAAACAAUAAUGUAGUAUUUUGCUCUAAAUAAAUUUGAUGAUUCCAGAAAGAAAAUUUAAGACAAAAGUAGGUUAGAAGAAUGAGUCAUGAGUUUAAUAAAAUAGCCAGAUUGUCAAAUAAAGAUAGAUGUAAGAAAGUGGAAGAACUUGCUGUCCAUUGGCCUGACUUUCAUAACUUCAUCCCUGCAACCUAUAAAUGAGUUAGGACAGGACCAGCUAUAAGAAUGUUAGUUUAUGAUAAGUACUUAAUACAAAGAAACUUGUACAUUAUUGUUGUAUGGCAAGUACAGUAGAACAUUCAUGCACUGAACUCCAUUACUGUAAUAUCUCUGUUGUCUGAACUCCCAACAGCCAGAAUUUAAUUUGUUCUGAAUU